This is a messenger RNA of Engraulis encrasicolus (European anchovy), 4006 nucleotides long. Its product is annotated as protein mono-ADP-ribosyltransferase PARP4-like. Bases 315 to 2957 code for a protein of 880 amino acids. The record is from RefSeq and is a predicted model, not a curated record. Lineage: Eukaryota; Metazoa; Chordata; Actinopteri; Clupeiformes; Engraulidae. The transcript has 13 exons. Gene Ontology annotation, molecular function: NAD+ poly-ADP-ribosyltransferase activity. Gene Ontology annotation, cellular component: cytoplasm.
UAAAGGAUGUUGGACUUGUAGCCAAAGGGUUUUCGGUUCGAUUCCCAACAACGCCAAUUGUUUGGAGGGAGUGCAUGAUACUGUCCUGCCACUCUGCUCCCCUCACGGUACCUGUUGGGCUACCACCUUUAGAAAACUGGCUAGCGACUUUGAUUGGUACUGAGUGUAUGUAUGGCUAGUUAUAUUUACAAUAACAUAUACUAGCCAAAUUUGCUAGUGAUGAAAAGAGUCAAUUUAUUGCCCUGCUGUAGUCCAAAGUAAACUCUGAAACUUUUUUCACACAGUGUAAAGAUGCGGGGAUUCGGACACUGGUCAUGCUGGAUGAACAAGGAGAGCAAAUGGAGUUGAUCGAGGAGGGCCUGGACCAAAUCAACCAGAACAUGGCUGAGGCCGAGAAGAACCGCAACGACCUGAGCAAAGACCGUGGGAAACUGAAGGACUUUGAGUCCAGCGGGUCGUAUAAGGCGGUGUGGUUCAAGAGCGAGGAUGGAGUGGUGUCUAAUCAGCCAUCAUCGCGUGUCGUUGACGACCGGGAACGAAUGGUCAUGAGUGGAGCUAACAUACGGAGGGUGACAAAUGAUGACGACGAUGACGAUGACGAUGAUGACGAGAUGGAGGAGAACCUGGCUCAGGUGGGCAGUAUCCUAGGCAACCUGCGGAGCAUGCCUCUAGACAGGGGCAACGAGAUUGACACGCAGAGCGUCCAGAUCAAACGCAAACUGCAGAAGAAUUCUGAUGAUCGUCGGGUUGAUUUUGGUGCAGAAGAUGAAGAGCUUUCUGAACGUGCUCUGUGUUCGGUUGUUCUUGAUGCAGUAGAGGAAGAGGACUCAGAAAUAGAGGGAUCGUGUGAGAGCUUUGCUGCUUUCCUAGCCAAACACCCGGGGAUUCAGGCAGCCCCUCCUGACAAUGCGGCGGACAAUUUUAGAAGUGGCCGCAGUAUUGCUACCUAUUCGGAUUCCACUUCAUCUGCUUCCAGUGCAUCGUCAUCUGGUGGGCCCAUUGACCUCUCAUUGGGUGAUCCACCUGCUAUCAGUGCUAAUGCUGUAGACUUUGUGUCAAGGCAUCGUAUAACUGUUGGUGGUGGUGGUGGUGGUUUAUUUGGUCGUGCCACUUUUGGCAGUGGUGGUGGUGGUCGUGCCACUGUUGAUGGUGGUGGUUUAUUUGGUCGUGCCACUGUUGGUGGUGGUGGUUUAUUUGGUCCACCUACUAUUAGCGCUAAUGAUGAAGACGCGCCUCGUGCUAGUCUUGGUGGUGGUGGUGGUGGUAGGUCUGUCGGCUGGCCUCGUUCAGAUUUUGGAACUGAAAAGAGGUCCCUGUCCCAGGCUAGGGCUAGAAGGUUUAAGGGACCCCCAGAUUCUGAUGAAUCAAUUGAGGAAUCAAAGUCCACAGCUGCAUCUGCCCCUUCCCGCCCCUCUCUCUUCUCAGGGCGCACUACCUUGUUCGCUAGUGUUCAGGCCCCUGCCCCUCCCCCUCCCCCUGUCGGCCUCGGCCCCUCCCUUUUGCCCACCACCCGCGGAGCCCCCUUGGCCCAACCUCCUCAGCCUCCUGGCUUCCACUUUAAAGCCUCCGGCUUUAGCUUUGGGUCUGCCACAACACCUUACAAUGAGAAGGAGCAGCUUUCUGCCACAACACCUUACAAUAAGCAGCAGCUUGUUCCUGUACCUGCCCCUGCCCCUGCCCCUGCCCCUGCCUUCCCCCUUCUCCUCGGCUCUCCUUUGUCCCAGUUAGGCUCAAGGGUCAACGCCGCACCAAGGUCAAGUCCUACAGUUAUCGAGAAGGAGGGUGAUUUAGCUGCUUUCUCUUUACCCAUGUCCGUUCCCACAGAAGCUGAUUUCUCUUCAAUGUUUGACGCUUCUGUUCUCUCUGAAGAAGAAUUCCUCCAUUCAUAUGCGCCUCCUCCUCCUCCUCCUCAUGCUCAUGCUGCUCAGUCUCAUCCACCUCCUCCUCCUCCCCCUGGUGCUCGAGAUGAUCCUUCACACCCUGCUCCUCCUCCUCCUCCCCCAGGAGCUCGAGAUGAUCCUUCACACCCUGCUCCUCCUCCACCUCCUCCUCCUACUGCUGCUGCUCCUCUUCAUUCCCAACUUGCUUGUCCUCCUCCUCCUCCUCCUCCUCCUCACGCUCCACUUCCUGCUCCUGCCCCUCCUCCUCCUCCUUCUCUUCCACGGAGUCCCUCCACCUCCUCCUGCUUCUCCUCCAGGCCAGUAAGAGGCAUGCCUGUGGGCAAAAAAUCCGCUCCACAACAGCGCAAAGAACUUGCCCAUUUGAUGGAAAUGGAAAGUGUAUCUUUUGAGCCACAACAGACGCCGAUGCAGUUGAAGGUAGAUAGGCUGGGGCCGAUGAGAAUAUUGAUCGAUGAGACCCUCUGCCAUUCCAGCCAGCCUCUGUGGGCCAAGGAGACAGAGCAACCUGCAGCCUCAGAACCGCUGACUCGGGGCGGUUUUGAGAGGUACCGAAGUAGGAUGCCGGAGCCAAAACCCGCUACAACAUGGGAGCAGCUGGCUUCCCUGCAGAGCCCAGAGGGGUACUGGAACUGUACUGAGGAGCUGGGCAAGCUGCUGUCUGUGGAUUUGAAGUUCUUCGCCGAAGUCUUCCUCAAAGAGAAGGGCAUCGCAUCUCUGGGCCCCAAGGCGCAGGUUGACAUCCUGAGGCUGGUGUCCACUCUGCUGGUGCUGCAGCUGGUCCGAGUCAACAAGCUGCUGAAGACAGAACUGCUGAUGUCACUCUUCCGCCUCGCAGACCCGCCGGAGAGCUGUCCGGAGUGGGCUGCGCUGAAGCGUGCGGUGGAGUGGGUGCGCUGGGCGGACGGCCAGUACCCCUGCGUCUGCAGCCGUCUGGAGUUCGGCCGGGACUGGGAGUCCUCCACACGCCAGAUCCUGGGCAUCGACCAGCCACACCCCCGCUCACCCCUCACAGAGCUACUGAAGAGGAACACUGGGAUGUCCGUCCUGGCCUGUUAGACACACACACACACACACACGUGUGCAGUCUAAGUUGUUUCACAAGAGCUGACAUUACGUAUUGCAGUUGCUAUCACUGUCUUCUGAAGAUUCUCCUGUAUAAUGUUGUUCAAGAGAGUGUAGUUGUAAGAGCAAUUUUAGGUUUCACUUUUUAAGCUUGAUUUUGUGGGAAGGUUUUACGGGGACAUUUCCAUUAGGUUUUAGGGUACUUUUUUAAAGUUGAACUGCAGUUGCUUACAAUUGAACAAUUUUGCCUGAACAGUGUUGCUUACUGGACCUUUUUUACUUUGUGACACUCUGCCAGUAUGCACUAUUUGAAGGUCUUGACGCAACCUGUGUAACCUUUUAAAAAAACAAACCAGGAACCAUUUGGCCCUUUAGAAAAUGGCCAAAAGAGACCCAUAAAUACAUAGCAAUCACUAUUUAACCACAAUGAAUUGGAUUUACAAAAAUAUGCUUAGAACUUGAUAAAACCAGGAGUCAAGGUACAUUUACCUUUUAUUUUUCAUUUGAUUUUAAAGUGAACAAGACCUACAAAACAACAUCAAACACAUGAAUGUGCAUGUUGAUGCUGAUGAUUGUGAGUUCAGCUUGGGAAAUAAAGUGAAAGAUUUUUUGUAGUUUGGCUGUGGCCUGUUGUCAUAUCUCUGAGUGGCUGUGUUAUGUCUAGGACAGGGCAAGAUCAUACAGGAUCGGUAUGAGGAAGGGGGUAAUUUUGGAAUAAAGCCAACGGUGUAGUCUACGUAGAACGCGGGUAUACGGAGUAUACCCACUUCUAAAUUUCAGGGAUUUCAGUAUACCCACUUAAUUGAUUGAUCCAUUAUUCUGAAUAGCACAAAUAUAUAGAAUAUACUCACUUCAAAAAAAUCACCACUGAAUAAAGCCUUCCAGUUCCUCUGCUUUGAUGAAUCGUAAGACAAUGCUACACAUGACAUGUAUAAAAAGCAGAUGUAUGUGCUUUGAUCAGUUGUUUAGACUUGUGAUUUGUUAUGUAAUUCACAGUGAAACAAGACAACAGUGACAAUAAAAGCUGAUUGGUGAGACUAAUA